Messenger RNA from Melitaea cinxia (Glanville fritillary), 1222 nucleotides. RefSeq lists its product as uncharacterized. Gene Ontology annotation, cellular component: nucleus. Gene Ontology annotation, biological process: regulation of exit from mitosis. NCBI's taxonomy places the organism in Eukaryota, Metazoa, Arthropoda, Insecta, Lepidoptera, Nymphalidae. The transcript is spliced from 3 exons. The record is from RefSeq and is a predicted model, not a curated record. The coding region runs from base 73 to 915 and encodes 280 amino acids.
GGUGUCACGUAAUUUGGAGUGAAGAAAAUACGUAAUACCUAAUAUAAACAAGAUAUUAUUAAUAUUAACACAAUGAAAGAUUUUAUUAAAAUUGAUUUGAACAUUGGAGAUCAAUUAACAUCGAUAUCUUGCGGACAUAUCGUUGUAGAAAUUAUUAAAUUUUUAGCUUAUCAAAGACUUCAAAUUCCCUACACAUAUCAAUGGUUAAAACAAAUUGUUACUAAGAGAAAAGCGUGUGAAAAUGUGAAGGAAAGUUAUCAAUCUGAAAGACACUUUCGUGUUGCAUCUACAGCACUGGAUAAUCUGGAUUUUAUUAUUAAGAGUCUCCUGAAAGAAAUUGACUGUGCAACCUUACCUGAAGAGAUCUGCAUAGCACUCGGUGCAACACCUAUUACCUGCAAAGAAAUAUAUCGCCUACUUUUGCCUACUGUGUGUCAUAAGCCACAGUGCCAUUCAAUUCACAUUGCAAAUGACCAGAAAAUUCAAAGGAACGUCUUUAAAAAUUUAGUGACAUCUGAGGAGUUAAGUAAAGUCUUCUUCAAUUCACUACCUCCAACUAACAUGUAUGUGUUCCUAAAGAAAAACCCAGUAUGCAACACAGAUAUUGUUUGUCAUGACAGUUUUGUAUUGGUUAAUGGAUACAAAAUACCUAGAAGUUGCAAAAUUGUUGUUUUAGACUUUAAGGCUGAAACUCCUGAAAAUGUAGCCUGCUGUAAUAAGUUUCAAGUAUUUGGCGACGUUAUAAGUAAAAAUUUAGAUAAUCUAAAUAUAAAUAGUGAUGAUACUGAGCAAGAUUUUAAUGAAAUUGAGUCAACAGAAUCUACUAAAUGGUUCCAAUCUACUUAUGUGAUGAAAGGCUUUAAAGAUUGUAUUGUCAAUGGAAACUCUGUAACCAACACAUGGGUCGAAUCUUGAUGGCGAAUCAAUUUUUUAAUAGGACAAUUAUUUUCAAUCAAAUUAAAAGCACUUUUGUGUUUUGACUUGUUUAAUUCUCAAUUGUUUAUUGACUGACUGAUUGUUACAUUUUUUUUUGUAAUUUGUUGUCAUGUAAUACUUUGUUGAUAACAAAUACUGUUAGUGAAUUUAUUAUUAUCAUUCAUAUAAUAAAUCUAUUCGAGUUGUUAUGUUCUGAUAUUGACAUAGUGCCAUAUAUAAUUUGUCUAGUUGAUAAUCUGAAGCGUAUUAGUAAAAUUUAAUGAUAAAUACAUUAUUUUUCUACAAA